This is a messenger RNA of Pieris macdunnoughi, 1596 nucleotides long. The record is from the annotation of a GenBank genome assembly. NCBI's taxonomy places the organism in Eukaryota, Metazoa, Arthropoda, Insecta, Lepidoptera, Pieridae.
AUGUCUGAUGAUGAUGAUGUUAUUCUGGUAAAAAAAACGAAAACUGUUUACUAUGGAUCGCUGGAAGAGCAAGAAAAGGCACGGUUGGCUGCUCUGGCAGCAGCCGUCAAAGAAGGUGUUGAAGAUGGUGAUGCUAAAGAGUUGGGAGAUAUACAGAUAUCCAAUGAAUAUAUGGAGCUUGAAGAAGAAAUGUCAAGGGACAAGAAAGCUCUGCUUGAAGAGUUUGAGAGAAGACGCAAGGCUAGACAAUUAAAUGUCUCAACAGAUGAUGAUGAGGUUCGAAGAAGUUUGAGGCAGCUGGGUGAAUCAGUUUGCUUGUUUGGAGAAGGCCCAGCAGAAAGACGUGUAAGAUUGAGGGAUUUACUAAGCUAUCUUGGAGAAGAUGCCAUAAACAAGAAGCUAGAAGAAGAAGAAGCGAGAAUAGAAAGAGACAGAGGAAGAGAAGGCACUUGGUACCAUGAGGGACCACCGGAGUUAAGAGAAUCUAGACUAUGGAUUGCAAGAUAUUCAUUGCCUAGAGCAAAAGAAAGACUAAUGAAAGCAAGGGAAGAGUUAAAAUUAAGUGGAAGUAUAAGAGCAGCGGCGAAACAGGAGUCCCAAAGGCGGGCAUCUGCUAUGACGAUUUAUUGCAGUCAGAUUGGUGACGCUCGACCGAUAAGUUUCUGCCGCUUCAGCAACGAUAGUCAAAUGUUAAUAACUUCAAGUUGGUCUGGUUUAAUCAAAGUAUGGUCUGUUCCCGAUUGCAAAUUACUACAAACACUCACGGGUCAUACAUGUAAUGUUAGUUCGGCCGUCUUUCACCCCGAUGCAGCUGUACCUCAUCAUUUUACGCGCAUGAUAGAUAACGAUUCGGAUCAGCAGAACUCGAUGGAUGUAGGCGAGGAGGUGUCGAAAAGCGUCACGAUGGCAUCAUCGUCCUACGAUGGAAAUGUGCACUUAUGGAAUUUCGCCAGUGACAAGCCAAUGGCAUCGUUGGAAGGUCAUUCACCAUCACGCGUGGCUAGAGUGGAGUUCCAUCCAUCCGGAAGAUUCCUUGCUGCAACUGUCUUCGAUCACUCAUGGAGAUUAUGGGAUUUGGAGACUGCCACUGAGGUGUUACACCAAGAAGGUCAUGCGAAGCCAGUGUACAGCGUGGCUUUUCAGGGCGAUGGCUCGCUGGCUGCUACAGGAGGUAUGGACGCGUUCGGUCGCGUCUGGGACCUACGCACGGGCCGCUGCGUGAUGUUUCUCGAAGGCCACCUGGGCGCGGUCUUAGGGGCCACCUGGUCCCCGGCCGGACAUCACUUGGCUACGGCGGCCGCUGAUCAUCAGGCUAAAAUCUGGGAUCUUAGACGCCGGGCCUGUCUAUACACGAUACCUUCACAUACACAUCUUAUAAGCGAUAUAAGAUAUCAACGCAGCCAUGGACAUUACCUGCUGACGUCAUCGUAUGAUAAAACGGCUAAGUUGUGGUCCAAUCCAGCUUGGCAUCCUCUGAAGACACUGUCCGGUCACGAUAAUAAGGUGAUGAGUGCGGACAUAUCAUUGGAUAAUAAAUAUAUUGCAACAAGUUCCUACGACAGAACAUUCAAGCUAUGGGCCCCGGAUUUAGUUUAA